Conger conger (European conger) is the source of this 614-nucleotide messenger RNA. RefSeq names its product regulator of G protein signaling 17 (gene rgs17). NCBI's taxonomy places the organism in Eukaryota, Metazoa, Chordata, Actinopteri, Anguilliformes, Congridae. The transcript is spliced from 4 exons. The record is from RefSeq and is a predicted model, not a curated record. The coding region runs from base 18 to 614 and encodes 198 amino acids.
GAGCCCCAACAGGUGAGAUGAGAAAGAGACAGCAGCCCCACAUCGACACUCCCCCCCCAGCUCCCGCCCACCUGAGGCCCAACACCUGCUGCUUGUGCUGGUGCGGAUGCUGCAAAUGCCCCUGGAAUGAAGACAGAGUGGAGCGCACUGAAGGACAGACUAAAAUGGACAGUAUUGAAGCUACUGAAGAACAACCCCCCACGCUAGACGAGGUUCUGUCCUGGUCGCGGAGUUUCGAGAAGAUGAUGCACUCCUUGGAGGGCCGUAAUAUUUUCAGUCAGUUCCUCCGCUCCGAGUACAGCGAGGAGAACCUGCUCUUCUGGCUGGCCUGCGAGGCGCUGAAGGCAGAGACCAACCGGCCUACCAUCGACCAAAAGGCCAGGAUCAUUUAUGAAGAUUACGUCUCCAUACUCUCCCCAAAAGAGGUCAGCCUGGACUCGCGUGUGCGAGAGAGCAUUCACCACAGCCUGGCGGAACCCAACAGGGACAUGUACGAGGAGGCCCAGCUGCAGAUCUACACCCUCAUGCACAGAGACUCCUACCCUCGCUUCCUCAACUCCUCCUUCUACAGGGAGCUCGUUGAGAGCAAGCAAAGCACCUGCCUGGACACCUAA